CAUAAAAUUAAUUCUAUAAUUACCACCUCUUCUUUAUGUUUUACUGAUUCUUUUGUUCAAAUAUUUAUACCCUACAUUUAGGAAAUAACCUUCUGAUCAUUUUUAUUUCUUACCUAAUAGAAGAACAGAGAUUUCUCCCAUGCAGCCCUUUGCUGUCUCACUGGCACACCUGAUAUGUUUCUUUUCAGAUAAUUUUUCUCUAUAGAAUUUAUGUAGAACUUUCAUAGCAAUAUUAAAGAUAGACAUAGCAACAGAAAGAGGUCCUUUGAAUUAUACAUUUAGGACAUACCACAGAAAUUAAUAAUUCUCAGGCCACUGUCUUAAAUUGUUUUUGUAAGAAAGUUGCUCAGUUUAUAUACAUAGAACACACAGGGCUACAUCCUAAGCAGGGAACCAGUUUUACUUAAAAUUUAUAUCUCAGAAAGUACUUAAAUUAUUCUACUUAAUAUGCAUAUACUAUAUUCCUUUGAAUGACAAGUUAUGAAAUAUUUUGCUAAUUUGACCCUUCCUGAUAAUUUCUGAAAAGUCUAGUGAAUACAACGAAUGAACACCAUCUCUGAAAAUUGUUUUAAUAUCUUUUUUUGCAGAGUCAGAAAUAAUUAUUUUAAAUUAAUAAUUAAACAGAUUGUUAUUCACUAUAAAAUAAUUUUACUGGACAUUAUACCAAUUUCUUCUUAGGGUUCCCCAAUUAAGUAGAACUUUAAAAACAAUACUGCUCAUUUUGCUAGAUUUUAGUAGGUCAGCAUGCACACCAAAAGUAUAUUAAGGUGGACUGCUCCAUUUAUUGAUUUGCAGUGAAUCUGCUAAAGGCUCGAGGCAGUUGUCUGCGGAAGGGGCGGGAGGGCCAUACAUGAUUGAGGUCAUGCGCAUCUAGCCAAUUUGUAAGACGAUCCAGCGGCUCCAAGCCAUCAGCAAUCCUUAGCAUAGGGGCACACUCAAGCAUUCUUGUCAAGUCAUCUUGUGAAAGGCUGCCUGCUUCCAGCUUGGCUUGGAUGUACAACCUUAAUAAAACUCACUGAGGUCUGGAAGAAAAUAGCAGAUCUGCAGCAGAUAGGGUAGAGGAAAGGGUCUAGAAUAUGUACACGCAGCUGACUCAGGCAGGCUCCACGCUGAACGGUUACACAGAGAGGAAACAAUAAAUCUCAGCUACUAUGCAAUAAAUAUCUCAAGUUUUAACUAAGGAAACUAUCAUUACAGUGAAAUUAAAAAAAAUAACAUUUUAGAACAAAGCUAACAAAUGGCUAGUUUUCUGUGAUUCUUUUGCAAAGGCGUUCUUUGAGAGGGAAAAAGUCAAACAAACAAGCAGUUUUACCUGAAAUAAAGAACUAGUUUAAAGGUCAGAAGAAAGGAGCAAGUUUUGCGAGAGGCACAGAACGAGAGUGCUGGCAAUACAAUGACAGUUUUCCUUUCCUUUGCUUUCCUCGCUGCCAUUCUGACUCACAUAGGGUGCAGCAACCAGCGCCGAAGUCCAGAAAACGGUGGGAGAAGAUAUAACCGGAUUCAGCAUGGGCAAUGUGCCUACACUUUUAUUCUUCCAGAACACGACGGGAACUGUCGUGAGAGUACGACAGAUCAGUACAACACAAACGCUCUGCAGAGAGAUGCUCCACACGUGGAACAGGAUUUCUCUUCCCAAAAACUUCAACAUCUGGAGCAUGUGAUGGAAAAUUAUACUCAGUGGCUGCAAAAAAUUGAGAAUUACAUUGUGGAAAAUAUGAAGUCGGAGAUGGCCCAGAUACAGCAGAAUGCAGUUCAGAACCACACGGCCACCAUGCUUGAGAUAGGGACCAGCCUCCUCUCUCAAACCGCAGAGCAGACCAGAAAGCUGACAGAUGUUGAGACCCAGGUACUAAAUCAAACUUCUCGACUUGAAAUACAACUGCUGGAGAAUUCAUUAUCAACAUACAAGCUAGAGAAGCAACUUCUUCAACAGACAAAUGAAAUCCUAAAGAUUCAUGAGAAAAACAGUUUAUUAGAACAUAAAAUCUUAGAAAUGGAGGGAAAGCACAAGGAAGAAUUGGACACCUUAAAGGAAGAGAAAGAGAAUCUUCAAGGUUUGGUUACUCGUCAAACAUAUAUAAUCCAGGAACUGGAAAAACAAUUGAACAGAGCCACCACCAAUAACAGUGUCCUUCAAAAGCAGCAGCUGGAGCUGAUGGACACAGUGCAUAAUCUCGUCAACCUUUGCACUAAAGAAGUUUUACUAAAGGGAGGAAAAAAAGAGGAAGAAAAACCAUUUAGAGACUGUGCAGAUGUAUAUCAAGCUGGUUUUAAUAAAAGUGGAAUCUACACUAUUUAUAUUAAUAAUAUGCCAGAACCCAAAAAGGUAUUUUGCAAUAUGGAUCUUAAUGGGGGAGGUUGGACUGUAAUACAACAUCGUGAGGAUGGAAGUCUAGAUUUCCAGAGAGGUUGGAAAGAAUAUAAAAUGGGUUUUGGAAAUCCCUCUGGUGAAUAUUGGCUGGGGAAUGAGUUUAUUUUUGCCAUAACCAGUCAGAGGCAGUACACACUGAGAAUCGAGUUAAUGGACUGGGAAGGAAACCGAGCCUAUUCACAAUACGACAGAUUCCACAUAGGAAAUGAGAAGCAAAAUUACAGGUUGUAUUUAAAGGGUCACAGUGGGACAGCAGGAAAACAGAGCAGCCUGAUCUUACAUGGUGCUGAUUUCAGCACUAAAGAUGCUGAUAAUGACAACUGCAUGUGCAAAUGUGCCCUCAUGCUAACAGGAGGCUGGUGGUUUGAUGCUUGUGGCCCAUCCAAUCUAAAUGGAAUGUUCUAUACAGCGGGACAGAACCAUGGAAAACUGAAUGGGAUAAAGUGGCAUUACUUCAAAGGGCCCAGUUACUCUUUACGUUCCACAACUAUGAUGAUUCGACCUUUGGACUUUUGAAAGUACAAUAUCAGAAGUGAUCAUAAAAGCCACAGAGAAAUCUGGAGAAGCCACCAAAUGAGAAAUUGCGUGAAAACUUCUGAGACAAACAGUAUCGUCUCCCUUCCAGCAACAAGUAGCAGUUAUGUGAAAUCACCAAGGUUCUUGACUGUGAAUGUAGAAUCUUUUGAGUUCACAGAAGUCUCUACUUGGGGUGACUGUGUUCAUAUGGCUUGACUACAGAGAAUGCCACUCACUGUCAUGCUUUAAAAAGGGAAGAAACUGUUUAGCUCUCUGUGCUUCAAACUACUACUGGAUCUUAUUUUGGAACUUUGGUAGCCAGAUGAUAAACAUGGUCUAUUUCAUGUAAAACGGAAGACAAAUAAGAAAAUAGGAACAACAACAAAAAAAGAGUAUACAUGAAGGAUAAAAACAGGCCUGCUAUAAUUCUUUGGAAAAGAUGUGUUGCACCAAUAAAUGGUGUUAUUUCUAUGCAAACCCACUAACAAUAAGUUUGUACUGUUGCACAAUUUUAAUAAAAGUUCAGAAAGAUUAGCAUUGCUCUCUGAGUUGGUUAAAUGGAUUUCAGAAGCCUAAUUCCUAAAUCAUACUUACAAGUUGAUGUCAGUUAACACAUCUUCAAAUGUAAAUUCCAUUUUGUUAAACUAUGAAGAAUUGUAGUGCAUGAAGAAUAGCAGUGUGAGGUAGAAACACAGUCCAUUACUCUGAUAUUUUGGAUGCAGUUUUCAGAAAAAAAAGUGGACAGUUCAAAUAUGGACAUAUAAGGUGAAAAAUUAUCCCCCCCAUGCUUCAGUUUUCAUUUACUUUAAAAAAAUAACUGACUUAUAUAUAAAUAUAUUUAUAGCCUGAGUAAAGUUUAAAGAAUGUGAAAUAUACUUCAAGCCCUUAAAACAAUACACAUGCAUUUAAUAUUUCCUUUGAUAUUAUACAUGAAAGCAGUAUUUUAGAGUGUGUUAGUUGAAAUAAAACCAAGUAAACUGGAACAGCUCAUUUUAUAGUAUCUUCUUGCAUAUGUACACUUAAGUGUAACUUCAUUAUUUUUAAAAUGAUCUUAGUUCUUCACCAUGUUAUUUCAUGUUAAUUUAAUUUUUGCUAAUUAACUGAAACUUACUUUCCAGAUUCACCCUGUUCCAGCUUCUAUAAGAGAUACAAUUUGAAGUCUAUGAAAAGUGAAAGAAGAAUUAUAAAUACCAUUGUACAUAGCAUGUCUAUAUCCACAGUAAACCUAAUAGGUGUUUGAUCUGGAAUAUGAAGUGUCUUCAAUUGAUGCAAAUAAACACAUUUUCAAAAAAAAUCUACCAUAGCACUUUAUGAAACAUGUUAUUUACUCAUGUUUUUUUUUCCUUGUCUGUUUUCUUAGGCAAUUUCUGAUUUUAAUACAUUAUUAUUAGUGGAAAAAAUUGUCGAGACUUUAUGUUACAUGCUAAGGAAAACACACCCCCAAAAAGAAAAUUAAUCACAGUCACUUGACUAAGAUAAUUCUAAUUAAUAGUCACUAUAAAUCUCUUAAUAAAAAUAUUCCUACGUGAUAAUCUAUUUUUAGUGAAUUUUGGGGCACAUAUUUUUGUGGCAAUUUGAAUUUACUACAAUAUUUUAUCAAGAAGUACUUUCUGCCUCUAAGUAUUCAAGGUUACCGGAGUGAACAGUUUUUAUCAAAACAUGAGGGUACUAUGAGAUAAAAUUGAAAUCCGUAUUGGGUCUCCUUUUUUAGAAAAUAAAAUUUUUUAUCAGGACAACAAUACUAGUUUCAGACCUGGUGGCUUGAUCUAUUGUGCCUUUAUACCUUUCCUCUCCUUGAAAGAAUAAAGCUAUUCACAUUUUUAGGAAAUUAUUUUUUAAAGUUUACCAUCAACUGUUUAUAGUGCUUUGUGUACGCAACCCUGUUUUGCCUUACAAGUGAUAUUUUCAGAUUUUCCACGGCUUCUCUAUUCUCGGUGACUCCUUCAUAGCACCAUUUAUGCUCUCCCUCUAAAAACUUUCCUUUUUAUUUUAUUUUUUAAUGGCUGCACCCAUCACAUAUGGAAGUUUCCAGGCCAAGGAUGAUUGAAUCGGUACUGCAGCAGCUAUGACCUAUGCCACAGCUGUGGCAACCCAGUGCGCCAGGACAGAGAUUGUCCCAUUCCUCUGCAGUGACCUGAGCCACUGCAGUCAGAUUCUUAACCUACUGCACCAUAGGGAUAACUCCUAAAAACCUUCCUGAUUGAUUCAAGUGAAUGAAAGUGAAUGUUUUGGGUUUUUUGUGUUCCUACAGAUUUUUUUUUUUUUU
Molecule: messenger RNA, 5153 nt
Organism: Sus scrofa (pig)
Lineage: Eukaryota; Metazoa; Chordata; Mammalia; Artiodactyla; Suidae
Gene: ANGPT1
Product: angiopoietin 1
Biological process (GO): Tie signaling pathway; angiogenesis; blood coagulation
Molecular function (GO): receptor tyrosine kinase binding
Source: RefSeq, a predicted model, not a curated record